AUGGCGUAUACAAAAGACUUUUAUCAUGUCCUUGGAUUGGAAGCGCCUCGCUGGAACGAUUCCACAAAAGCACAGUCAACAGUCGAUCUGCGCAGAGGGUACAAAAUCGCCCUCUUAGCGGCGCACCCAGACAAACAGAGUAGUGGUACUACCGACGCCGUGAAGAAGACAACACGGGAAGGGGACAAGGGGUACACAGUAGACGACGUAAAAGAAGCCUACACUAUUCUCUCCGACCCGAAAUCGCGGGCAGACUACGACAACUGGCUUCUCCACAAUCGCGACAUGCUUCGUUCGAGUCGAUCGUCGUUGCACACUGCUUCUCUCCUCCCGUCCAGCGACUUUAUCCUCGGCCUUGAACUCCUUGAUUUGAGCGACUUUGAUAUCGUUGAACCCGGAUCAGAUAUAUCUGCGAAAGUAGACAGUGCCAGAGGGGAUAAUAUGAGUGCAGAGGAAGAGCAGAUGCAGUGGACGAGACCGUGUCGAUGCGGUGCGGAAAAUGGUUUCAAGAUUCUGGAAGAGGAGCUUGAAGAUGCGGAGGGGAGAGGGGAGAAAGAGGUGCUUGUGGGGUGUGAGGGGUGUAGUUUGUGGGUUAGGGUAGGGUUUGAGGUCGAAGUGGGUUGAAGGAAGGAAAUGUGGUUGGCUGAGUUUAUGGUAAAAUAAGACAAGGCGAGGCUUGAAGUUGGGAAUGCUACUCAUAAUACGAGGAAGAUCGAAGGAUAUGGGGAGUCUUUAUGGAAAGAAGAGAGUGAACUGACACAUUGGCUGAGGGGUUGGUAUUAUAUAUGGCCUUUGGGCCUUGUCAGCGCCCUCGCCACUGUCUGGGACUGCUGCUAAUGUUCAGAUAUACUAUAUUCACAGCACCCUGCUUCUCUGACAUCGGCAAAUGAGCAGAGAAGAUAACUUGGCUGGUGCCCACAGGGUAUACCAGAUCGAAGUGGGAAAAUCGGAUGUAGUAUACAUAUUGAGGCUUCUAUUGCUGGACCUAUAAGACCACUAGACUAAGACAUAUAUAAAGCUCCGUUUCUCUUCA
This is a messenger RNA of Pyrenophora tritici-repentis Pt-1C-BFP, 1033 nucleotides long. Lineage: Eukaryota; Fungi; Ascomycota; Dothideomycetes; Pleosporales; Pleosporaceae. The record is from RefSeq and is a predicted model, not a curated record.